GAGAUGGCUCUACGGCUUCCGAUCACGCACCGCGGGGACGUGUGGGGCAUCGCGGUGUCGCUGUGCGAGCUGUACUGCGGCCGCUUCGUCUGGCACUGCGAGGCAGACACCGCCGAGGUUGUCCUCGCGCAGGCGCUCGGGAUCUGCGGCCUGCGCGAGGGCGUGCCCUCUUCGCUGCUGCGCAAGAGUCCGCUCGACAUCCGCGUGCUCUACACGCCAGCCCCGCGGCACCUGCCGCUUCGCCGAACCCCGCUGGGGCAGCUGGAGGCCCUGCAGCCCAGGCGCUGGGGUCUCGAGCAGGUGCUGGGGGAAGACUGGCGCGACGGCGAAAAGGCAGCCUUCGGGGAGCUGUUGCAGGCCGCGCUGGUGAUGGACCCAGCGCACAGGCCCUCCGCCAGAGAGCUGCUGGAGAAAUGCAGGUUCGUUACGAAGGAGGAGAUUCGUUGCUGCGGGACAGCGAGCACACCGUGAUUCACAACGGAUUGCGGCUUCGGGAACGGCAGCCUACAAUCAUUUGCGGCGGGGUUGCGUCCUCGGGGUCGCGAGCCAUGAGUAAGUAGCCACGAACACGGCUACGUACAGGACAGGCCUUGUGACCAUCCGAGAUUUGGAGAACCUAACAUUUUCAGGAGAGCGCAGCAUUUCCGUGAAUUUGAGUGUGUGGGGGACAUUGGAGAGUUUUCUAACAUUCUGUUUUGAGGGCUCCAAGUGUUCAGCCUUUGCACGGUGGUGGACGCCUUCCACACCGACAUGCAUAUACAGGUGGGGUCGUGCCAAUGCUGGAUCAAACGCGUAAUGCCCACGAUUGCGCAGAAAGGAAAUUGUCUCUUUCAGGGCGUUCCCUUGUUUAUGGAUGUCGUCUGUGUCUCUCGCUCCCCACUUUCUUUACCUGCCACAUGCGCCCGGUGUUCAUAUUCUUGACACCGUGCGGGAUGGAAAGACGAGGAGAUGCUGAGCAAUAGGAGGAGCCAUGAUCGCCUCUCGCUCAUUGCAGGGUCGGAGAGGGACGCAAGACAGCGGUCAGACUAGCAACUGCCUGACGGCGCCAAAUCUGUACGGUGCGGCAGAUGUCCUCCCUUAGGCCAGCGCCCACGAACCGCUCGAGCCAGACCGAUGAGGACCAGGUCCUGGCUUGUGAAGAUAGCGCUCUUAGGGGCGAGCGGGAGCCGAAACAGUCCGAGGUGGGGGCAGAGUUUGGGAAUUCUUUUGGUUCCAGGUGCUGCGUUACCCCAGCUCUAUCACGAAGUCAGGGGUUCCAUGUGGACCAGACGAGUGCGAGACUUGGGCGGUCUGUUGCUCUUUCAGCGCGUGUGUGCUGCCGCUUCGCUCGCUGGGGUUCGUUGUUGCCGAGGCCGGCGGAGUUCGUUCCGAGCGCUGUGCCAUGAGGUAGUACUGUAGGAGCAAUUUGGCAUAUGGGAGGGCGAUCGUGGCCCUGGAUAUAGAAACUGUGCGAGUUUUUGUCGACAGGGCAUAUCUGGGAUAAUCUGGAAGUUCGGGUUAGUUCUCGGAGCCCUCAUUCAGCCGUAUUUUUACAAAUAUGUUUCCACUGUUGCACUACACGGCGCAUGCCGUGGGUGACCGAGUAACCUUCAGUUGUUUGCGGACGCGCGUGGGCGCGCGCGUCACUCUUCGAGCGGCCUUUUCACCCCCCUUCAGAUGGAAGGGUCGCCUCAGCCUGGGCAGGAAGGCUUUUAAGCAUUUCGAGCAGGGUCGCUCCCCCGCUCGAUGUACAUUGACGUUUCACUUGAUGACUUUGUUGGCCCCGCUGCCUUCUGGGGCGGCACAGAGAGGUCGCGUACCUUUGCCGCACGACCUUUGCCUUACCUGGAGCGUACUAUAGCGUGCCAUCUGUAGCUUUGGGAGUGACUGCAGGGGCAAUCGAAUUGUGUUGCUGACAGCGGAAAAUAUGUGUUGCAUGUUCCAACGUAGCAAAU
Molecule: messenger RNA, 1934 nt
Organism: Prorocentrum cordatum
Lineage: Eukaryota; Dinophyceae; Prorocentrales; Prorocentraceae
Source: the annotation of a GenBank genome assembly